CGGGGCGGGGCCGGAAGGUGACCGACAUCAUGGCGGCCACGCCGCAGCUGCGGGACCGUCUGAGCUUCUUGCACCGGCUCCCGAUCCUCCUGAAGGGCACGGCGGACGACGAUGUCCCGUGCCCCGGCUACCUGUUUGAGGAGAUCGCCAAGAUCUCGCACGAGUCCCUGGGCAGCAGCCAGUGCCUCCUGGAGUACCUCCUGAGCCGCCUGCACAGCGGCUCCGGCCGCGUGAAGCUCAAGGUGCUGAAGAUCAUGCUGCACCUGUGUAGCCACGGCUCCCAGUCCUUCCUGCUCAUCCUGCAGCGCAACCCCGCCUUCAUCCAGGAAGCCGCAGGGCUGCUCCCCGGGGCCCUAGUAAACCUUCCGCUCUCGAAGGGCUGUGGGAGGACGGGACUGGUGAGGCCAUCAGGAGAGGUGGGGCUCUGGCCUGUCGUGAUCCAGGCGACAGUUUUCACAGGCCCCCCGGACCCUCUCCAUGGGAACAGCUUGUACCAGAGGGUGCGGGCGGCUGCCCAGGACUUGGGGGCUGCCCUGUUCUCGGACGCCUUGUCACCUCCGCCUCCCUCCCAGCCUUCCAGGGCCCUGCCUCCAGCAGGCAUGGGCUCCCAGUCCAGGCCCCAGAGCGCCCUGCAGGGCUUCGGCUACAGCAAGGAACGGGGCCACACAGGCUCUGCAGGUGAAUCCUUCCUGUCCACCAUCCAGAAGGCCGCAGAGGUGGUGGCCAGCGCUGUGCGCCCCGGGCCUGAGAGCCCCAGCACCCAGAGGCCCCUGCUGCGGGGUAACGCCUACCAGCCAGCCGUGACGCCUCCAGCCAGCCUCAGCCCCCCCACUCCUGGGAACCCACUCCCCGUAGCCGGCCUGGGCGCCCGAGCAGUGAGACGCCAGCCUGGGCAGGCCGGGGGCGGCUGGGAUGAGCUGGACAGCAGCCCCAGCUCUCAGGGCUCCUCCCAGGAGGACGGCGCCCUGGGCGGGGCCUCAGACUCCAGCAGUCGGUCGGGCAGUGACAGCCCCUCAGUUACCAGCCGGGCGCCCAGUGACCUGGCAGAAAGGGUCGAGGCCAUGACCCCGGGUGACCACCAGCAGGAGCUGAGCCUGGUCCGGGCUGUGACUCGGGGGCCGCACGCCUUCCUGAGCCGAGAGGAGGUGCAGCACUUCGUCAAAGAGUGUGGACUCCUCAACUGUGAGGCCGUGCUGGAGCUGCUGAUCCGCCACCUGGGCGGGACUGGCGAGCAUGAGCAGAUGAGAGCCCUGGGGGCCAUCGCUUCCCUCGGCUGCACCGACCUGCUCUCCCAGGAGCGCGUCCUGCUGCUCGCCCGGCCGCGGCUGCGGGAGCUCAGUGCGGGCCACCCCGGACCCGUGACCAACAAGGCCACCAAGAUCCUGAGACACUUUGAAGCCUCCUGCCAACAGUGGCCUCCUGCCCGGAAGCCCCCAGCUGAGCCCGGCCCCACAGCUGCCCAUGUGAGCCCAUCAGACCUGCUGACCGAUGCCCUGCCUUUAGCCGGGGACCAGGCCUUCCUGCAGCCUCUGAGUUCAGCUCUGUUCACACCCAGGAGCACUGCUCCCCCAUCAGGGCUGCAUCCUGGCCCUGUGUCCCCCACCCCUCAGGACGGCUGCCUGCUUCCAGCCCCUGGGGAUGCUGUGGAGACCGAAACCAGACUGGCAGCUUCCACAGAGCAGGGGCUUGGAUCUGAGCGGGGCCCGGUGGGCAUGGACACCCGACAGUGGGGGCCAGAGCUGGGCCCGGGCCCCAGCGGCAGCUCCCACUCCUUGUUUGCUGGCAUGGAGCUGGUGGCCUGUCCCCGCCUGGUGGCGGCCGGGCCUGCUGUGGGGGAGCCCCGCCAGGCCCCCUGGACGUUGUCUCAGAGGAUGGCAGCCAAAAAACCGUCUGGCUCGGAGCCAUCGGCUUUCGCCUUCUUAAACUCAUGACCUCGUCAGCCUGGGCCACCAGCAGAGUCCCUGGCCCAUGCUCCCAGGACCCCCCAACUUUGUCCUGUCCCCAGUGCCUACAGCCCCCAUGUCCCAUCAAAGAGUGUUUCCCCUCAGGGGUCUGCAGUCAGCCUCGCCCUCCCCCCUGGUCUCUUCCCCUUGCCCACUGAGGCCUUGGUGCGGGCGGGCAGCCAGCCAGGCAGGCUCAGUGGACGGCCCAUCCCGUGAUGAGACCAGCCACCAAUAAAACCCAGGUGAUACUUCAGGAGUCCACGAACCCAGCAGAUUCAGGCCAGCACUGCGGGAAGGGGUCGUCCUUGCCCAUGGGGGCCCGCUCCCCAACCUUGCGUCAGAGGCAGGUUCCCUGUUUUUCUUCUGGUGGGGCAGGACCCCCUACAGUCUGCCCCGUGGAUGUGGUGACCAGGGAGCAGCCCUGAGUGCCCGCAGGACGGGCACAGAACGAGGAGCUGAAUGCUCGCUGAGACUGGCAGCCCUGCCUCCUGCCUCACGGCCGUCUGGUCUGGCAGGAUGAGCACACUGUCCAUCUUUCCAUCUGCCAAAGGGAUCAGAAGGGAGGGCAGAGGAGGAGAUGGCUUGGUGUGGCCUGCCUGGAGGGCACGGGAGCGGAGGCCUGGUGACCGAGCUGAGACGUGACACCCCUCGGACCUGCCCCAAGUCCCUGGGGUCCACACAGGCACGCAGAGCAGGGCGCCAGAUGAAGGCGGGGAGGGCCUGCCUGCAGACGGGGCCCAGCCUCCCCGCCCCAGGCUGCUGUUCACAGGCAACGGUCCUGGGAGGACCCCAGAGCCACCUCGGCCACCCCCACCCCGACCUGUCUCCUUUGCCAGGGGCCGGCUGCCUGGGCUUGGAUCCCCACAGCAGUGGCUGGCAGGACCUUGCUAGUGCUCCCCGCGGGCCCCCGGGGGAGGCCCCUGCCCGCCUUCUCUCAGGAACAAGGAUUGUUGUGGGUUUGGAACCACUGCUCGGGUCUUGGUUUGUUUUUGAGCUCAGAUUCCUCCCUCAGCAAGGAGUGGGGUCGGCUGGGUCCUAGGCAGCCUGGCACCUUCUCUUCAUCAGGCUGGGGCCCUGUCCAACAUCAGGUCCCUAUGUGGCCCUUGUCAGCUCCCUUUGCCAUGACCGUGGCCUGCAGACUGCACGGCACCUUGGACGAGAGCUCUGGCUCCUAGAGCCAGGGACGGUCUGGGGUCACACCUCCUAGAUAAACACUGCUUUUAACACGAA
Camelus dromedarius (Arabian camel) is the source of this 3173-nucleotide messenger RNA. It is a transcript of the gene TEPSIN, whose product is annotated as TEPSIN adaptor related protein complex 4 accessory protein. NCBI's taxonomy places the organism in Eukaryota, Metazoa, Chordata, Mammalia, Artiodactyla, Camelidae. The record is from RefSeq and is a predicted model, not a curated record. Gene Ontology annotation, cellular component: trans-Golgi network membrane. The coding region runs from base 30 to 1931 and encodes 633 amino acids. The transcript has 14 exons.